AUGCGGAGUGGAGCGCGAAAUCCACACAUUCUUGUUAGUGUAAUCUUACCUUUGUUAAUUCUACUUGCCAUGGAAAAGCCGUUGAAAUCAACUCAUAUACAGCAGAAGAUUGCUGAGAAGCGUGCUGAGUUGGAAAACUUGACAGAAAUCAAAAAUCUUACCCAAAAUCUCACUUCUCAACUCAAGGACUUGGAGACGAAAUUAAGCGCGAUGUCUGAUGGAACAGAAACCGUGGCUCUUGUACUUUCAAACUGGCAAAACGUAGUCAGAUCUGUGUCCUUGGCCUCCUUGGGUUUGUUAAAGUAUAGCGAAGAAGACUAUAAAAAUGGAAAUCCAAUGCCAGAACCACUUGUACGCAUACCGCUUGCAAAAGAAGAAGAGUAG
Meyerozyma guilliermondii ATCC 6260 is the source of this 384-nucleotide messenger RNA. It is a transcript of the gene DAD2, whose product is annotated as Dad2p. NCBI's taxonomy places the organism in Eukaryota, Fungi, Ascomycota, Pichiomycetes, Serinales, Debaryomycetaceae. Gene Ontology annotation, biological process: mitotic cell cycle; attachment of spindle microtubules to kinetochore. The coding region runs from base 1 to 384 and encodes 127 amino acids. Gene Ontology annotation, cellular component: DASH complex; mitotic spindle midzone; mitotic spindle. The transcript has a single exon. The record is from RefSeq and is a predicted model, not a curated record.